Messenger RNA from Cannabis sativa, 1491 nucleotides. RefSeq lists its product as uncharacterized. NCBI's taxonomy places the organism in Eukaryota, Viridiplantae, Streptophyta, Magnoliopsida, Rosales, Cannabaceae. The coding region runs from base 1 to 1491 and encodes 496 amino acids. The transcript is spliced from 2 exons. The record is from RefSeq and is a predicted model, not a curated record.
AUGGUGAGAACUAAGAAUCUAGGGCACACCAAAAAGUUGGUGGAAACCGUUGCAACUCCUUCCAAUGCACCCCCUGCUGCUUCAGUCCCUCCUCCUGCUGUUUCAAAGUCUAGAGAUUUAUCGCUUCCCCAACGAAUCUCCUCCUCCGUUAGCAGUUCCUCCUCCUGCUGCAUAGUCCCUGCUACCACUCCAACCGGUCCUUCUACUCGAACUCGAGCCCAGCAAGCCUCUGCUGAGAAGGAACUUCGAGCUUCUCGAAGUCGUGAUAAGGCAGUCCCUCCAACCAAGAAGAAACUUAAGUCCAAUCCUCCCUCGGUUUCUUCAAGUUCCGAAGAAGAAGAUCCAAUGGAAGUCUCCUCAGAAAAAUCAGUUUCUCUCCAUUCAGAGAAGGAGAAUCCAGAGGACAUGGGUGAUUCUUCUGACAGUGAGGACACAGAACUCGAGCUAGAGCCUCAAUUGACAAAAUCUGCUUCUGCAGCAAAGGCUUCUGCUGCUGCCAAGGGCAAGCAGCCUAUGGAAGAGCCUUCUUCUGGUAAUGUUCCUUCAACUCUUUCUCACUGCCCUCGAUUUUAUUAUCGUGAUAAUGAACGUGACUGGAAUUUAUAUGCAACCCGUAAGUUUGAAUGUGAGAGGAACUAUGAUUUGCAUGCUCAUCGGGUUUAUGGGAUUGUAAAGUUUAUUCAAUUUCAUCAAUGGGAAAACACUCUCACUAGUUUCAAUGGGUUCAUUGCAAACAUUGUUAAGGAUUUCUAUGCUAAUCUCACUGAUGAUUUUCUUGAUGAGAAUUCUAGACUAUAUCGGAGAGUAUUUGUCAGGGGACAUUGGUUUUCGUUUUCUGAAAAGGACAUUGCUCAAGCUUUGCAACUACCCGAGAAUUUCUCCAAUGCAGUGAUGUCUAUGGAUCGUGAAUUGAUGCUCUCUGAACUCACGGGUGGACGAUUUGAAUUGAAACCAGGAGAGAGUCUUCGAAUAACCCAUCUUACUUUUGCUCAUGCAUCUCUUAUGCAGUUUGCACUAACCAAUUGGGUUCCCAACUCCAACAAGACCGUAGUGUCUCAAGAUGUGGGAUCAUUCGUAUACCGCAUCACCUCUGGAGCUUCAAUUGAUUUGGCCUCACACAUUCUGAACCAGAUUGUUUCAUUCCGAAGAGGUAAAAAGCCAACCUUUAAACUUGUCUUUCCUAAUCUAAUCUUUAAGGUUUUAUCCUCACAGAAGAAUGUGGCCCAAUCACAUGAAACACUUGAGCCCCCUGUCACUGGUCCUACAUUCCAACCGUCGGAAUACUUUGAUGGUGUGUUUCAAAAACGGCCUAAGGCUGGAGCUGCUGUUGCUGCUGCUGCCGCUGCUGCAAGUUCAAGUUCUGCUGCUGCAGAACUCCAGGAAGUCAAGAAUGAAGUUCAGAAUGUGAACAAUCGUCUUGCUGCAAUGGAAGAACUUCAGCACGAGAUGUCCAAGCAGUUAACCUCUUUGGUUAAACUCUACCGAGACUAA